AAGCAAACAAUGGCACGAACCAAGCAGACUGCCCGUAAGUCCACCGGAGGCAAAGCCCCCAGAAAGCAGCUGGCCACCAAGGCUGCCCGUAAGAGCGCCCCGGCCACCGGCGGCGUGAAGAAGCCUCACCGAUACAGGCCCGGUACCGUGGCUCUGAGAGAGAUCCGUCGCUACCAGAAGUCCACGGAGCUGCUGAUCCGCAAGCUGCCCUUCCAGCGUCUGGUGAGAGAGAUCGCCCAGGAUUUCAAGACGGACCUUCGUUUCCAGAGCUCCGCUGUCAUGGCUCUGCAGGAGUCCAGCGAGGCUUACCUAGUGGGUCUGUUUGAGGACACCAACCUGUGCGCCAUCCACGCCAAGAGGGUCACUAUCAUGCCCAAAGACAUCCAGCUGGCGCGUCGCAUCCGCGGGGAGAGAGCUUAACAAGUUUUCGCCGACAAACCCCCACAACGGCUCUUUUAAGAGCCACCUCACCGCCUCUGAAAAGCAUGUUCCUCACAUACUUGCAAUAUAUUUCUUACUUUUUCUUCACGUUUCUGCCGUUCUGGAAAUUAUAUAUAAUCGGCUUUUGGCUAUUUUGCAGCGAGCUAGCCCCUAAUGUUUAUUAUAGUCACUGCUUGAAACCUAUAAUGUAACUCCACACCGACUUCAUCAUAUCUGAGUUCGAUGGACUUGGGUAAAAUAAAC
Molecule: messenger RNA, 684 nt
Organism: Pungitius pungitius (ninespine stickleback)
Lineage: Eukaryota; Metazoa; Chordata; Actinopteri; Perciformes; Gasterosteidae
Product: histone H3
Exons: 1
Coding region: 10-420 (136 amino acids)
Cellular component (GO): nucleosome
Molecular function (GO): structural constituent of chromatin; DNA binding; protein heterodimerization activity
Source: RefSeq, a predicted model, not a curated record